AAACGUUGGGGUAAAACUGUCUAACGACAUCUCUGAAAUUGACAAAUGAAUAAAGUCAAUCUUGAGGUUACAAGAUCAGAAUUUAUACUCAUGAAGUGAAAAUAUAAGUCUUUUUUUCAAAUGCUGAAUUUCUGAUAUUUCACAGGUAAUAACAAAACAUAUUCCAUGUGUAUUACUUGUAUGUACAAGCGUGUCAAUGAAAAGUUAGAAACUAGCACUUCAGUCUAGUUUUGGAACGAUCUUAGCCUUAAUACAAUUACAUCUCUGCUGAAUCUAUAUAUAGUGUAUAUUUUGUGAAAGUCAUUGACACAUUUGGGUUUUUUUCAGGUCCAUCACCAGCCAAGCAACCAAGGUCAGGAGAUCAAGACCUGCAACAGUCUACAGAUCCGGCUGCCACGAUUGUUACAACAUCAGACACAAGCCGAGACAAAAAAAUCCAUCCUGACUUAGAACCCAUGAUAGAAACAGCCAAAGCCAGAAUUACAAAAGAAAAAGAAAAAAAAUUCUACCCCACCAAAAGUUUCUGUGAUGCUAAAGAAAAGCUCCUAAAGACCAAGGUUGUUGUCAUCAAGGGAAAUACAGGAGACGGUAAGACAGCAAUCGCCGUUCAACUCCUCCAUUGGCUGAGUGAGGAGCAGCAAGCCGGAAAACCCCUGCAAAUUCACAAGAUUAAGACAUUAGAUUUUUUGGCUCCAAACAUGAAAUUGAUCACUUUUAUUGAUGAUAUUUUUGGUGAGAAAGAUGCGAGUAAAAAGGAUGUACAAGAGUGGAACAAAAGAAUCUCAGAUGUAGAAACGCUAUUUGUAGAUAAACAAACCCAGACCAAUUUUCUCAUCAUUACUAUUCGUAAUGAAGUAUUCAAUUCUUUGGAAAAACGUUCUCUUGGAACAAUUUUAACCGAAGAUAACAUUAUUGAUCUGAGCUCACAUACAUACAAACUUGCAGAAGAAAAAAGAGAACUUUUAGAGCUGUAUAAGCCAAAAAACGUUUCAUGGACAGACAAAGAAAAAACACAAAUUUUAACUUAUGCACCAAACAUUGGAUUCCCGCAAUGUUGCCAGCUUUACUACAAUUCUGAAGAAUUACAGAAAGAGCGAGUGAGAUUUUUUGAAAAUCCUUUUCAUUUUUUAAAUGAAGCAUUGUCAAAAUUAAAAGAAUGUUCUGCACUUUUGUACCUCUUCCUCAAUGGCGGAAUGAUGAGAGUAAAAGAUCUUGAUCCAAACAGUAAAACCGUCGAUGAAAAAUUGCUGGAACAAGCAUUUUCAAUAGAGUUGAUUGANGUGAAGAUGACAGUACCAAAUUGA
This is a messenger RNA of Mizuhopecten yessoensis (Yesso scallop), 1304 nucleotides long. RefSeq lists its product as uncharacterized. The record is from RefSeq and is a predicted model, not a curated record. NCBI's taxonomy places the organism in Eukaryota, Metazoa, Mollusca, Bivalvia, Pectinida, Pectinidae. The transcript is spliced from 4 exons. The coding region runs from base 456 to 1304 and encodes 282 amino acids.